GCAGGACCUCGGGGAGAGCCAUGAAACUGCCGCUACUAGCCGACGAACCCUAUGAUUGAAGGUCAGCCAAUGAGAGUGCUGUGGGCGUGGCUACACCGGACAACAUCGCGCAAUUGGCUGGAGCUGAUUGAGAAGUCAUCAGAGGGUCCAUAGAGGCAGCUGAAGAGGACACUGAGGAGUACAGUAAUCUAGUUCCCAACCUCAGAGAUGGGGUGGACUAUAUUUCUAGCAGGAAGAAGAUGCAUCCGACCAUGGGGGCCUGAAGCUGGGCACAGGACACUGUGCCGUGCCUUUAUACGACACCUUUCUGCAGCUUCUAUGGUACAGGACUGCCCACCUCCUGUUCAGAAGCGUUCUCCGGUACGAAUUGGAUGUGCGUCUGGGUUUUGGGGUGACACUGCAGCUUCAGUUCCACAACUUCUCUAUGGAGGAAAAUUAGAUUUCUUAGUGUUUGACUACCUCUCUGAAAUAACAAUGUCUCUGUUGUCAGCAGCAAAAUCCAAGUCACCUAGCCUGGGAUUCACUCCAGACUUUGUGCACACAGCUAUGGCUCCAUAUCUCAAAGAUCUUCAUAAAUCAGGUGUUCGUGUUAUCAGUAAUGCAGGAGGAACAAACCCCCUCGCCUGUGCUGCAGCUGUACAAGAAAUAGUGAAGAAAAGUGGUCUUGAUCUGAAAAUUGCAGUGGUUACUGGUGAUGACUUAAUGGCACAGAAAGACUCCUUCAAGGAAGCAGGAAUCACAGAUAUGGAGAGUGGGAAGCAAUUUCCAGAGCAUAUUCAAAGUGUGAAUGCUUAUCUAGGAGCAAGACCGAUUAGCAGAGCUCUGGAUCUUGGGGCAGACAUUGUGAUCACUGGAAGAUGUGUAGACAGUAGCAUUGUGCUGGGACCUCUUAUACACUCCUUUGGCUGGAAGAGAAAUGAUUUUGACCUACUUGCUGCUGGAAGUCUCGCUGGUCAUCUGAUAGAAUGUGGUGCCCAGUGCACUGGUGGAAUAUACACAGAUUGGCAUCUGAUACCCGACUGGCACAACAUUGGCUUUCCAAUAGUGGAAUGCACCGCGGAUGGGAAGUUCUCCAUAUCAAAACCACGGGAUACUGGAGGUCUGAUCUCUUUUGGCACUGUUGCAGAGCAAUUAGUGUAUGAAAUUGGCGAUCCUGAGCACUAUAUUCUUCCAGAUGUGUCCUGUGAUUUCUCCCAUGUUUCUAUUACUGAAGUUCAAGAUGAUGAGGCAGUUGAGGUCCAGGGUGCUCGAGGAGUAGCACCGUCUUCAUCUUAUAAGGUGUGUGCCACAUAUCUAGAUGGGUACAGGGCCACUGCUGUAUGUGUCGUGGCAGGGCCGAGAGCAGCAGAAAAAGGAAGACGUACUGCUGAAAGCAUUCUCAAGAGAACCCGAGAUAUGUUUACGCAGCUCAGAUUGGAAGAUUACAGUACAGUACAUCUACAGAUUAUCGGUGCUGAAGACUCAUAUGGACCACAUGCCAGAGGCAAAGACCUUGUUCGGGAAGCUGUCAUUUGGCUUGGUGUUCAUCACAAACAGAAAAAAGCUCUAGAAAUCUUUGCAAGGGAGAUUGCACCAGCCGGCACUGGAAUGGCUCCAGGCCUUACUGCAAUUGUUGGAGGGCGCCCUCGAGUAUCCCCAGUCCUGAAACCGUUUUUCUUCCUGUACCCAAGGAAGGAUGUCAAGAUUGACAUUUUCAUGAAUGGAAAACAUAUAGAACAAUUUGUUGAUGAUCACUCUUUCACUGUGGACGAAUAUAUUGCCUUUGUACAGCCUCCAGUACCUGAAGUGCCUAAAGAUUUACCAAGUGGUCCUUAUUCCUACCGCCUUGGGGAACUGGCUUAUACAAGAAGUGGAGACAAAGGAAAUAAUGCAAACAUAGGUGUUGUAGCUCGUCACCCUUUAUACUACCCAUAUCUUAAACGAGCCCUUACAUCCCAAGUUGUAGAAGAAUAUUUCCAGCAUUUACUGCAGAGAGAUGAUGAAAAUGAGGAACUGGUGACUAGGUAUGAACUACCAGGAAUACAUGCCUUAAACUUUUUCCUGAGGAAUUCCCUUGGAGGUGGAGGCAUUGCAUCAUUGAGGAGUGACCCACAGGGAAAGGCGUUUGGACAGAUGUUACUUGACCUUGAGAUAAAAAAUGUCCCUGAUUUAAAAUCAUUGAUAGAUUAAUUACCCCUACCAUUUUAAUGUGCUAGUGCCAAAUUGUUUACUGAAGUCGAUAUAAUGUCUAAUACAUCGAACAGUGUUACUACAGCUUAUUGAUAGAGAAACGUUUUUACAGAGAAACAUAACAACCGGUUAAUACAUAAAAAGCAACUACAUUUAGUAACAGACAAAGUUCAUGUGUGUGCAACUAACUAUACUUUAUACUGUAUGGUAUUGAAGGCUUAUGGCAUAUU
Molecule: messenger RNA, 2399 nt
Organism: Pseudophryne corroboree (corroboree frog)
Lineage: Eukaryota; Metazoa; Chordata; Amphibia; Anura; Myobatrachidae
Exons: 21
Coding region: 208-2169 (653 amino acids)
Source: RefSeq, a predicted model, not a curated record